CAUUUAGCUCUGUGAUAAACAGCUGUUGAGCAACAACAGUUAGCCGCUAAAAUUUCUAAAAAUGGAGUUUCCACUGUGCGAUUUCAACUUGCGGGAUUUGUUACGCGAACUUCACGGAUACGGCUUAACCACUGAAGGCACCCAGCAGGAACUGACGGACCGACUGAUGACAGCCCGUCACGAGAAGGCGGAGGCUCAGGCCCAGGGAUUUGUGCGACCCGGAAGAGCACCGAUAACUAAAUACGAAGCUUGUGUGCAGCCGGAUGAUUUUGCGCAAAUUGCAGCGAUGACGGAUGAAGAAUACGCCGUGUUUUCGAAGAAAGUGCAGUGGCGAUUGCGGCGCAUUCUCAAAACAUAUAAUCGCGAUGGACUGGAGUAUUAUAAUCCCGGCGUACUGCAUCGCAUUGAUCGAUCCAAGACGUAUGUUCUCAAUAUGAGUGAGUUUUGGGUGCGAAGAUCGCCAUACAACCACAAGAUCUUUGUUGUGUUCGUUUCCCGCACUAAUGGAGAGGAGCAGCGUCUUUGCUAUGCGAGGAGUUUGGCUGUGGUUCGGAGACCAAAUACGGAUCUGGAUCAAGUUAAGGCACCGAUAAUCACAAACGAUGCUAUCGGCCGAAUAAUAACAAACAUAAUGCUUGAAAUCGAAGAUAAUGGUCUGGAAAAUUAUGUUGCCAUCAUUACACCCAAGAAUAAUGUGAGCAUGAAGGCUCUAAAAGAGAUUUCGAUAAUGUGCGGACAGAAACUGCCACAAGUUGUUUUAGAUGAAUGUCAUCUUCAAAACUCCUUUCUCAAAAUGUUCUGCGCCAAGUCAGCGCGCUGUUUAUCUCAAGUGAAACUUGAGCUAUUUGAGGAAAGAACUCACCUUGAUCAGCUGCGUAAACUGCAAAAAAACUACACACAAAAUGUGGAUGCUGCUGCCUUAUUUAAAGAGUACUUGAUAGCUUUACCAAAGGUCUUACAGGCCAUGUGGAAGAUUGAAGAGCAUAAGAACAAACCCAUUUCAUUGGGCAGUUUAAAUAAUGAACGCUUGAGUGCGUAUUCUGCUCAAGUUCAAAAUGAUUUGCCUCCCAUAACAUUCGAGGAAUGCGACUCUGGCGGAGGUCUUCUCCAAUUGAUUCUCUUUGACGCCUUGUGGUGUCUCUACGAAGGACAUGAAAUGGAGGAAAAUUGAAGUGCAUUGCGAUCAUCAUUUAAAUAAUUAUCUUCAGUUGUCUUCUUUUCAUUAUCAUCGAAUAUUUGCAGAUCCUUAGCAUAAUACCAAACAAAAAUAUUAAACAAUCCGCCCGCAAGUAAAAAUGCUCCUGCCGUAAAAUUGAGCACAUAUCUAAGAUAUAAAAAAUAAUACACAUCAUUAGUAAAUAAUA
Drosophila innubila is the source of this 1364-nucleotide messenger RNA. RefSeq lists its product as uncharacterized. The record is from RefSeq and is a predicted model, not a curated record. Bases 62 to 1171 code for a protein of 369 amino acids. NCBI's taxonomy places the organism in Eukaryota, Metazoa, Arthropoda, Insecta, Diptera, Drosophilidae. The transcript is spliced from 4 exons.